Messenger RNA from Teleopsis dalmanni, 1748 nucleotides. RefSeq lists its product as uncharacterized. The record is from RefSeq and is a predicted model, not a curated record. The transcript is spliced from 5 exons. The coding region runs from base 140 to 1690 and encodes 516 amino acids. Lineage: Eukaryota; Metazoa; Arthropoda; Insecta; Diptera; Diopsidae.
UAUUAAGUUAGUAUGAAAAGUGUCUUAUAUAUUUGAGUUAUAUUUUGUUGUUAAGAAUAUAACUAUAUUUCAAUAAGGAAGAAAAUAUUUAACAAACCAACAGAUUUAACUACUAUUAAAAAAAACAGAGGUCUUUGCAAUGGAAAGUGCAAUCAACAAUAAAAUGUCGUUUGUUCCUGAUCGCUUAACUUUACCAUUGUUUUUGCUGACCAGGUCUUCCAUUAGAAGCGAGCUACCUGGGAAAUAUGGCCCCUAUCUUAAUAAGAAAUGUUCUUCAUAUGUUUCAAAAUGUGAAAAAGGUGCUCAGACUGCCACUAAAGAAUAUUUUAAGCACAUAGCAGGAUUUGAUGAAUCAAAAAUGUCGAAAUUUUGCAAAGCCGCAGGCACUGCAACAGCAAAACGUAUUUUGACUGCUACAAAAACAUGGCAAUUGCCCCCGAACAUUUAUAAUAUUAUCGAGAAAGCAGAUAAGCCUUGUUAUGGUGCUCUAUGGAAAAAGUUGCCAUCAAAACCUAAAAAACCGAGAAAGUCGUCGGAUUAUAAGUUCUAUAACAUACCAAGCUUUGUGGAUAAUUUGUUAAGUAAAUCGAACCAAUAUAAAGGAGUAUUUCUUACAAAUCCGCGGGAACGAAGACCAACAACACGUUCCAUGAUUACUAAUCCACUGACAUGCUAUCGUGAUCCGGAGAUGCCCGGGCCAGCAAGCUACACACCGUUUCCACGUAAAUAUAUAUGUGGUAAAGUUAUUAGAAGAGUAUUCGAUGCGGUUACCUAUUACCCACAAACAACAGUACCCAUUAAAACUAUGAGCAUACAUACGAAACACACUAGUUUCUUGCCAGGACCUGGCAGAUAUGACAGUCGAUUCAGACAUUUCUGUCCCUGUUCCUCAAAAUUAAAAUAUUCUCCUAAUAUACAAGACGAAAUUGAGAAGCAAAAACGUUUGAAAUUUCGUCGUUUGCCUUAUAAAAAAAUAAAGCCGGAUAUAUAUUAUACACCUGAAUGGAGACAUGUUAAAGGUCAUGGGUUUCGUCAUUUAUUUAAAGGUGGGCCGAUAAUACAGCCUUCUAAAAAAAUAAUCCCACGGACCAAAACUAAAUAUAAGCGCAUUCAAUUGUAUGCAGAUGGGCGCUAUAUUAAAAUGAUAACUGAUCCUAAACGCGAUUAUAGAAUGGUGUUUCGUAAAGAAUAUACUCCAUUGGUCAAGCCAAUUCAUUUCAAUACGAUUAUAAAACCAAAGCCACGUAAACAGUUGCGUGUAAAUAAGAAGGUUGCAUUUGGUAGCAGUGAAGAAAGGUUUAAGGAUGGAGAACGACAGACUAGUCCGUUCACAGUUACACAAUUGGCAUAUCUUAUCAGUACCUUACCUGAAGAUAGACAAUUUAAAGAUCAUCCGGUUAUGCGUAUCGCUUCCAAAGAUAUUAAAACUAACUUAUAUGAAGUGCCAAAACGUUUGGCACCUACUUGUAAGCUUCAGAAAACCAAGAAGCAAUUAAGACUUUCACCUUUACCAGAACCAAAGAUCCUUAUCAAUGUAGAAGAAUUAGAUGUUGCAGGCCCAGGUAGCAAAAAGGGUGAAUGUAGAGGUGUUAUUAGUAUUAAAACAGAUCCUCUGGACUACUUUAGAGCUGAUUUGGAACCUGAAGUGAUUGAACAUUAUAAGUCUUUACUUAAGAGACUUAAAAAGUAAUAAUUUAAAUUUAAGAAAAUUUUAUAUUAAAUGAAAUAACUGUGAAAUUAUAUUUUAC